CUGACUGGCUGACUUGGACCAAGAAAGCCAGAAGGACGCAAAUAAAGCCACGGACAUGAAAAGAAGAUGAAAGAGAAAAACUAAACACACCACCCAUUAGUUGCUCUCUUGGCUUCUCCUCCCCAUUCAAUCCUCUUCUUCAAUUUCAUCCUAAAUCCACUCUAGUUCAUCCACCCUGAGGGAGCGCUCUGUUUUUCUCUUCUCUUCCUUGACAGACGCAAGAAGAAGAAGGGGUUUUAUUUGUCCCUGCGGAGAGAGAAGCCAUGACGCUGCUGGCCUCCGAGAGGUCACUCCUCAUCCGGAACAAGUUCCGCUCAGUGCUGCAGUUGAGGAUUCAGAACCGAAAGCAGAGUGAAAUUAAUGCAGAAUCGGGUUUGAAAUCAUCAAGUUCACCCAAAAAAGAACAAAAAGACAAAAGUGAAGCUGCGCAUCUACCCGACAAUGGCGCCGGGAGACAUCACAAGACGCCCCCUAGUGGAGUCACAGCUGUAACUGUGCAAGUCUCAGAAAAGAGCGAGUGUGGGUCCUCAAGGCAGAAGAAGCCUCGUCGGGACCUCAAAGAGGGGAUCCAAGAUCUGCCUGUACACGUUGAGCACAAAGAUAAACCGCACCUUGAGAACUGUCCCGCCUCUUACUUGCCCCCCACAGAUGUCUUCGAAGACGACAUCUCCUCAUGUUCUUCGUCUUCCUCGCCGAGCGAGCGAAGAGUUGUUCCUCGACCGCCGGCGUCAGCAUUCCCUUCGCCGCCGGGCCUUCUCGAUGACCGAUUACUGAGCGACUUGUCGUCUUUGGGCCCGCCCCUCAACCACAGUCCACUUCAUGCUCAGUCCGGUUUGGCAUUGCUCCCGGCAACCGAGGGCACCCGACCGCCAGCGAACAUCCCGUUGAGUGAAAGCAACGCCAUGUCAAACACGAGUCGACCAAAUGGGAUCUUUCUGAUCUCCCAGACCACGCCCCUGCUGCCAAAGACAGCUCGGCCUCCUAGUCCCGCCUGUCCCUCUUCCGUGACGCCCGCUUUCAACCUAAACCACCUUGCUCGCUCCCGGAAACCGCGGGACACCAAACCCAAGAUGAAGAAACUCAAGUAUCACCAGUACAUUCCUCCCGACCAGAGAGGUGCAUCUGGGCCUGGAGGGGUGGGAGCUAAACAGAAGAGCCCUCUUAAUUCGCCACUAGACCCUGCAGAUUCUCAGCUACUCCAGCAGCAGCAGGUCUUUCUGCAGUUGCAAAUCCUUCACCAUCAGCAGCAGCAGCAGCAACAACAACAGCAUAGAGAGCAGAAUUCAUCUGGAGCUCUGCCGCUGAACCCUCAACCGGUUCCUGCCGCCACCAAUCACGUGCCAAAGGACACAAACAAUGCGUGUAAACUUGAGCUGCUCCCUGCAAAUCUGGUUGAUCUCAAAGUGUCAGAGCUGAGGCAGCAGCUGCGUAAGCGAGGCCUCCCCGUCUCCGGCACUAAGCCUGCCCUGUUGCAGCGCCUUCGCCCCUUCCAGCUCCCCCCCUCGUGUGUUACUCCUGCGCCCCUCUGCCAGCUGGGGGGCAGCAUGGAGCUCUUGAAUGCCUCUCACCCUCUUCUGGCCCAUCACAGCUCCAGCCCAAGCUGCAGCUCUGGAGACUCACCUGGAAGCAGCCCGGACCAACAAACGUACAUCCAGGAUUACGGAGUCCCGAAUGGCAUUCUAAAUGUUGUACCGAACGGCCUCUCCAAUGGUCUUUCCGUCAGUCUGUCCGGAGAUCAGUGUGGUCCCAUCAACGCUGUAUUCCUGGCUCCUGCUUGUACUGCCUCUGGAACUCCAAGUCCCAGUUUACCCAUGUCGUCCUCGUCACCCUUGCAGUGCGGCACCCACUGGAGAACUGAGCUUGGCGCGGAAUUUGACAUGAAGGAGAGACCGACUUGUAGAGCAAGGGACAGCUCUGUCAACACCGUCCUUGAAUCUUGUGCAAGAUCUCUUCAUCCUUUCCUGCAACAGGAUCCAGGAUGCUCAAGGGGGAACCAAGAAACGGAACAAACAGAAAUGUUGUUUACGCAGGUGUUCUGCUCCCAGCCGUGCCCUAGCGACACGAUUGGCCAGGACUUUGAGUUGCCGGUGCAAAUAACUGCAAGCCCUGUCCAAAACUCACCUGGAAUUCGUAGUUUGGAGGAGGAGUUGCAGGAGGCCAUCCAGAAAGCACAGAUGGACCCUCGACAGUCGAUAGAUGACAUUCUUGAUGAUCCUGUUGCAUCUGCCGACCCUGUCAAAGGCUCUCCUCACAAAUCCCCUAUCCCUUCAUCCCCUCCUCCUCCUCAAGUGGAUAUGUCCCAGAAAUCCCAGCAGCUCUCUGACAAUAGCAACUUUCUGCCUCUUUGCUCCUCACUUCUCCUGGAGCUUCCCCCGUCUCCCGCAGUGAUCCCUCCGAGUCAAGUCAUCCCGGUGCCAGCGCCUCCCCCCGUUUGCACCUCCCCACCUUUGCAGUCUCCCAGAAAGUCCCGAAAACGGCGAGCUCAGGCCACAUUUGAUGCGGCUGAAAUUCUGGAGACUUUGACGUCUGGCUUGCGACCGCUAACUCCGCCGGUGCCGCCAUUCGCUGAGGCCGACUUGGGUCUGGAUUCGGAUCUCAACAUCAAUCGAGUGUUGGAUCUGAUGAUAGAGCAGUGGUGAGGACGUGUGUGGAUUGCUUUGUGAUAGGUCGUGUAUCCAUCAAGCCAUAGUCUCUCAUCUAUUCAUCCCUUACACCAUCACCCUUUUCCAUUUAUUUUUCUCUCUCUCUAUUCCUUCAUUCCUGCAAUCCCUGCUCAUCAAACAACCCAUCCCACUUAAUGUCAAUCCCUGUUAUCCCUAAAACUUUCCAACACGGCCUUUCUACUACCUUCGACUUAGACUUUCCCUUCAAACCCACCUCCUUCCAUCCUUUAUUCCAGUCUGAGUCCUUACUUUAAUGCAUCCUCAUACUAAUAAUCCCUGCAACCUCAAGCUUCCUUCUAAUAUAUAUUCUUUUCUUUGCUACCUCCUCUUUAUAGCAUUUCAUCUUACCUUUCACCCUUCCUCUAGUUCAUCCUUUCUCAUACAGUACCAUCAAUCCCUAUCACUUCAACCUUUUCUCUAUUCCUUCUAAAUGUUACCAUCCUUGUAGCCAAAAGCGUCCUUUUCGUCGUUCCCUUCUUUCUUUUUAGUGUUCUUACCUUCCUCCGUGCAUGUCUUCAGUAUGUUCUUACCUUCCUCCGUGCAUGUCUUCAGUAAUUUAAUCUUUCCUAUUGUCCUACUUCUUACCCAACAACCUUUCUUCCCGCCUUGUUGCUUUUCUUUCUUGCUUACUACCUUUCUCUCUACCGCUCCUCUCAUCCAAUCAUCCAUGUCUCUUCCAUUCAUUGACUACACAUCCUCCUAUUCCUAUUUUUCCUCUAAUCAGUGAUUUACAGUAUGCAUCAUUCCUUCCAUCGUUCCUACUUAUUUUUCCUUUCUACCCUCUAUCAUCCGUCCAUUCUCUCGCCCUUCUCUUGGCUGGAUGGAAAGAAAUCCAUCCAUCAGCGCUGUCAGAAUCAUUGACUCCACGCAAUGUCGAGAGUUUGAUUCAUUGCAGUGUUGAACUGAAAAAGUUAUGAUGGGAGAAACACACAGACGCAAACACACAAAUACAGGCCGUCCUCAGAAAAUGUACUCACCUAUUUACUUGCCAUUACUCAUUUCGUUUUGGUGUGUAAUUGCGCACAUAUUAGUCUGAUAUGGUAAAAUUAAAAAAUAAAACAAUACAUUUUAAUUUAAUUUAACUUCUCAUCCAUCUGUUGUGAUACUUCCGUGACAUUUUUGUUAUUCCAGGAGGACAAGUCAAAUAAACCCUAACCCUAAACCCAAACCCAUUUUCUUUCCAGAAAAUCUACUUUUAUGUUAGCCAUUUUUUACCGCGUAUCUAAAUGUUCAAUAUUUUUGUCCAAUCCGAUUUUAGCUUCGAAAAUGCCAGAGCAAGCUAAUCUUCCCAUGCAAAUCAAAUGAGUCCUCACAUGACAGGCAUGCCAACUGGUUAGGGGUGAAAAAGGUGACAAAGUAACAUGGACACACGGCAUGCAAGUGCAUUUCAUAGUGCAACCAGAGACAUCUCGAAUUAAACACAGUACAUAAUUUAACAUAUACAAGUCUAAAUCUCUCAUCCUGAAAUAAGAACAUAUAAGAUGCAUUAAGUAGCAAAUUAUACAAAAUCUAAAUUAUAAAAUAUACAGUAUGUCCCAUUUGCAUUAAGCAGAGAACAGCUUUACAGCAUAAAAUAUGGAUUUACAGGUACAGUAUAAAUUCCAUUCACUUAACUAUUAUGUGAUAGAUAGAUAGAUAGAUAGAUAGAUAGAUAGAUAGAUAGAUAGAUAGAUAGAUAGAUAGAUAGAUAGAUAGAUAGAUAGAUAGAUAGAUAGAUAGAAUAAACAAAAUUACAAGUCUUCAAAAGCAUUAACUGUACUGAUCAUAACUUUAUUUACAUUCAACCAAAGCAAUUAGUCCCAUGGUCCUUAACUUCGAUUGAUAGGGCAUCAUACUGGAUAAACAGAAGUACACCUGUAGGCUGUUUUAUGAACGGGGGUGUGUACGAACAGCGAAGGAAUGGUGGUACUUUCAAAUGCGACCUGUAGCGGAGCUCUCCGGUUUGAUAAACUCUUGAUGGCUAAACAAAUGAAACGACCUCCACAACAAGGCAAAACUCUUCCCUUUCUGUAAUUAUCGGAGAGUAUAGAGGGGCCUUAAAUAUCUAGUUGUCAAAAAUCAUUGGUGACCAUUCAGAACUUUACCAACAAAGCCCUGAACAUGACUUGUAUCGAAGGCACUAGUUCAUCACUCUAGUUACCUCAUUGCUCAUGAUUUAUUUAUUUUUUUUAAUCGUUAACAAGCGCUUUACAAAGGGGCCUUAAAUAACUCAUCACAACGCCAAUUGGCGACAAUUCAGAUCCCAACUGACGUUCGCUAACUUUACUAGCAAAGCCCUGUGUGAAAGGCGCUAGUUAGCUCCUCCGCAGUUAGCGCUACCUCCAGUAACUGCGUUCUACGAGGCGGUGAAAUAUCGAGAAAUAUCUGAAGUCAGUUAUCAAGAAAUUAAGUGAAUACUUGUGUUAUGGACACCAUUACAAGCGCAUGAAUUGAUCAAACGACACGAUUAAAGGAUUUAUGAAGACUAUUAUAGGCCAUCACUCAAACUUUUAGCUUUAAGAAGUUAACAAUUUUUGACAUUAAUCCCUUACCUUGCCGCAAUUUCCAACGGGUCCGAGCGAGAAAGUGGGGGGAGGGGGGGUUGGCCUCCUCAUUGCUGAUUGGUGAUAACUGUCUCCCGUCUCUCCCUCUUGUCAGUUAUUUGUUGUCACGAGAGGAGAGUGGCGGUGAUAGGUCUAGGUCAGACAUGUCCAAAGUCCGGCCCGGGGGCCAAAUGCGGCCCGUUGUCAAACUUCAUCCGGCCCGUUGUCAAAUUUCAUCCGGCCCUCAGCCUCUAUCAUAAAAUCAAUAACCUCUGGCCCGAACACAGACUUAAUGAAUUGGUCAGCACUACUGCAACCAGCAUAUGAAGUAGUUUACACACAAAAUGCUGCCCCUCAUUUACCCACUAAAAGGCAGCAGCACUUUAACCCUUUAUUGCCAAAUGUAUCACAUUUGAUACAACUAAAAUGUCAUGAUUUUGAGACUAAUUUAGAAUUUUGACUAGGGCUGUCAAACCAUUAAAAUUUUUAAUCGAGUUAAUUACAGCUUAAAAAUUAAUUAAUUGUAAUUAAUCGCAAUUAAUCGCAAUUCAAACCAUCUAUAAAAUAUGCCAUAUUUUUCUGUAAAUUAUAUAUAUUCUCUAAAAUAAAUUGUUGGAAUGGAAAGAUAAGACACAAGAUGGAUAUAUACAGUACAUUCAACAUACGGUACAUAAGGACUGUAGUGGGCAUUUCACUCUACUGUCAUUUAAAUCUGUCUAUGCUGUCCUCACUCCGAAGCGUCUACUUUUUCCAAAGCUAGACAGCCAGUGAACGACACCUUAAUAAUCAGACUUCUUCCUUUUUCAUCUGAUUUAUUAAUAAAAUAGCCUCAAACCAUUGUCCUCUUUAGACCAUCAUAAAAUUACAACAAAAAAAAGUACACAAGCAUUGCAUUAGCAACAACGUUAGCUUAGCACGCUAUACAGGUUCACUAAACAUAAACAAAAAGCGUCUCAUACAAAAAAUAGAACAUUUCGCUUACUAACAUAACAUGUACAUUCUUUACAACAACCAUACUUACGGACAAAUCUUGUCCAAGGAUCAUAUAAGCACAACAUUACAACGUAGGCUUCAGCCCGAGACGUCGUGCAGCCAUAUGAACUGGCAAGAAAAAAAUAAACCAUGUCGCAAAGCGACCACAAGAGUUCGCUGUUGUGCUGCAGCACAAAAAGCCUUGCUGUAAAACUUACCAAAAGGCAGAAUACUGUCUGAGCGGGACAUGUGCGUUAAUUGCGUCAAAUAUACAAAAUACACAUGCAUUUGCAGGUUCCAUGAGAAAAAAAAACACAUGAUUUAGCAUGGGUUAUAGAUAUAGAGCGCUUAUUACACAUAUUCAUUUUGACUUUUCUUUUUACAAACUUGAAAAAAAGGUUUCAUUAGGACUUCAUUUUUCAAAUUUAGGGAUUCUCUGAUAAUUGCUUCAUGUUGGAGGUAUUUAAGGGCUAAGCAACCUUACUCCGUGUGACCCAUUACAUCUAUUUUCUAAAAUGGUGACAAUCAACAAAAAAAAGUAAGUUGACUGUGACGGCCGACGCUUCAAGGAUAGGUGGAAAUUAGACUAUUUCUUCACUAAAAUACGCAAAAACUGUGUCUGCCUCAUUUGCAAUGAGACGUCGCUGUUUUUAAAGAUUUCAAUGUGAGGCGAUAUUACCAAACAAGACACGCUGACAUGUACGACAAGAUAACAGGGAAGAUACACAGUGAGUAAUUGAAGCAACUUGAAGCUAGUUUAAUGUCACAGCAGCAGUAUUUCGCAAGAGCCUGAGAGUCGAAAGAGAAAAAAAUAAUUAAGCAAAUGUGACACACUGAAUGGCUCGCUAAAAUUUGCUUAAAUAUGUUGUUCUACGUAAAGGACGUCAGAUAAGGGUGGCCCCCGACAUCCAUUUUACCACACCAAAUCUGGCCCCCUAUGCAAAAAGUUUGGACACCCCUGGUCUAGGUCAUUGGACUAGAGUGUAGUUUUGAGCAUGGACUAUGGUUUUGAAGUUAACGGUUUCACUCGCUCAUUGACAUGCCCCCCCACCACUGUUUUCUCAUCGGAUCUACGUGAGUCAGAAGAAUGACCCAUUUUGAUUUCAAAACGGCGAAAUUUCGCCGAAAGGUGGCAAGUUUGCAUGCCUGCAUGACCUCAAAGACAUCAGCAUUUUUUCACUCUGACCGGUUUGUCAGACGACUACAUUUAUUUUCAAACGUAGCAAAAAACAAAGGUACAUGAGUAAAGAGCAGUAAAAAAGUGAGUACAUUUUCUAGUACACCCCAAGUAAAUACAGAAGCUUUAUUUAUUCAUUCAAUGCCAAAGAUGUUUUUAUGUCCUUAUUGGCUGUACGAAUGUCUAAGGCUGUUCUACUGUGAAUUCCAAGACUGUAGACAAGGUAAACUCAUUGGCUGCCAUUGACGGCGAUAGAUGCACAACCCAUUUGAACUGUUCAAAUGGAUCUUUCGUCUAUCGAUGCCACCAAUGAGUUAACAGCACUUGGACUCGACUAGGAACAACAAGAUCAACACACGGGUGGAUUGACACAUAACAGCACGAUGUUUGCAAAGCCAACAACAACAAAAAUCAAACCUGCCCUUGGCACACAAAUGCAAACAUGCUUCCAACAUGGCAGCACUGGGACAAUGUUGCUAUCUGACUUAUCUAGCUGCUGUUGAAUUAGUGAGUCGCAGCCGUGUGAAAGCCAAACAGAACACACGUGAGAGAGUGAAGCACCAGACUUUCGUCUUUAUGCCAGACACACAGCCGGUCGGCAUGUAAAGAAAGCGAAAAUUAGCUGGCAAAUGCUUCGAAACAAGCAGCGUGUGUGUAGGAGAGAGUGAUGACGCAAGCACAUACUGUACGUGUGUUAAACGUGUAACAAAACGGUGCUUUUUGCGGCUUCCAUGAAUCACCAAAUGCACUUCUUCUUAUAAGUUUGAGUUAGUUCAUGGUAUGAAUGGGUGUAAAUAGAACUGUGGUUUCAAACUCGGGUCUGAAACGGAAUGUUUUUUUUUAAGCAAAGCCAGGGCUACGAACAGAAAAAAAUGAAUUUUGUUAAUCUAAUUGCGCAGUUGCCAAAACAAUUGUUGGACGUUUUGAAAAGCAACAAAACAACACCUUCAACAAAAAAGAAAACCCCAUUUGCUCCAAUUCAAGCUUUCCGGACUUGGAUGAAUCUGCAAAAACUAUUUAGUAAGCACUUUGGCAUUUUUCAUUGAUUUUGUGAAAGUCAAUUAAAAAUGAUUUAGGCAGUGACACGUAUUGCCCUAAUCUGUAGAGCAUUAAUUUUACAUUUCCAGAAUAAAUGAAGUAAUCUUCCGUGAACUAAGUUAUAUACAGUGGGGCAAAUAAGUAUUUAGUCAACCACCAAUUAUGCAAGUUCACCUACUUGAAAAGAUUAGAGAAGCCUGUAAUUGUCAACAUGGGUAAACCUCAACCAUGAGAGACAGAAUGUGAAAAAACAACAAAAAAAAACAACAACAAAAAAACAGAAAAUCACAUUGUUUAAUUUUUAAAGAAUUUUUUUCCAAAUUAGAGUGGAAAAUAAGUAUUUGGUCACCUACAAACAAGCAAGAUUUUUGGCUGUCAAAGAAGUCUAGCUUCUUCUAACGACUCUAAGGAGGUCUAACGAGGCUCCACACAUUACCUGUAUUAAUUCCACCUGUUUUAACUCUUUAUCGGUAUAAAAUACACCUGUCCACAAUUUCAGUCAGUCAGUCAGUCACACUCCAAACUCCACUAUGGCCAAGACCAAAGAGCUGUCGAAGGACACCAGAGACAAAAUUGUAGACCUGCACCAGGCUGGGAAGACUGAAUCUGCAAUAGGUAAAACGCUUGGUGCAAAGAAAUCAACAGUGGGAGCAAUUAUUAGAAAAUGGAAGACAUACAAGACCACUGAUAAUCUCCCUCUAUCUGGGGCUCCAUGCAACAUCUCACCUUGUGGCAUCAAAAUGAUAACAAAACGGUGAGCAAAAAUCCCAGAACCACACGGGGGGACCUAGUGAAUGACCUACAGAGAGCUGGGACCACAGUAACAAAGGCUACUAUCAGUAACACAUUGCGCCGCCAGGGACUCAAAUGCUGCACUGCCAGACGUGUCCCCCUGCUGAAGAAAGUACACAUCCAGGCCCGUCUGCGGUUUGCUAGAGAGCAUUUGAAUGAUCCAGAAGAGGACUGAGAGAAUGUGUUAUGGUCAGAUGAAACCAAAAUAGAACUUUUUGGUAGAAACACAGGUUCUCGUGUUUGGAGGAGAAAGAAUUCUGAAUUGCAUCCGAAGAACACCCUACCCACUGUGAAGCAUGGGGUUGGAAACAUUAUGCUUUGGGGCUGUUUUUCUGUAAAGGGACCAGGACGACUGAUCUGUGUAAAGGAAAGAAUGAAUGGGGCCAUGUAUCGAGAGAUUUUGAGUGAAAAUCUCCUUCCGUCAGCUAGGGCAUUGAAGAUGAGACAUGGCUGGGUCUUUCAGCAUGACAAUGAUCCCAAACACACAGCCAGGUCAACAAAGGAGUGGCUUCGUAAGAAACAUUUCAAGGUCCUGGAGUGGCCUAGCCAGUCUCCAGAUCUCAACCCCAUAGAAAAUCUGUGGAAGGAGUUGAAAGUCCGUGUUGCCCAAAGACAGCCCCAAAACAUCACUGCUCUAGAGGAGAUCUGCAUGGAGGAAUGGGCCAAAAUACCAGCAACAGAGUGUGAAAAGCUUGUGAAGAGUUACAGAAAACGUUUGGCCUCCGUUAUUGCCAACAAAGGGUAAAUAACUAUUGAGAUGAAUUUUUGGUAUUGACCAAAUACCUAUUUUCCACCAUGAUUUGCAAAUAAAUUCUUUAAAAAUAAAACAAUGUGAUUUUCUGUUUUUUCCACAUUCUGUCUCUCAUGGCUGAGGUUUACCCAUGUUGACAGUUACUCUCUAAUAUUUUCAAGUUGGAGAACUUGCACAAUUAGUGGUUGACUAAAUACUUAUUUGCCCCACUGUAUUUGAAACGAACAUCAUAACUUUCCAUGGGAAAAUUCAAUAACAAAAUGUAGUUGCCGUUUCAAAGAGUACAUUUUUAUUUUUACAUUUCUAUAGCAUUUCAUAUGGAACCCCAAAAGGGUCAAAAUUAAAUAAAUACAAACAUUUUCGAGUCCACAUAGUAAUAUAAAUACUUUAUAAAACCCAAAAUGUCAGAGAAUCCAUGAAUCCAUCCCCCGGUCCCUGAAACCACUGAUCUAUACCAACGCAGCUCUGAGUGCAAUAUAACAAACGUUGUGUUUUGUGCUUCGAUUUUUCUGAAUCCGAAUGUGAUCUUGUAGCUCAGUUUUUGUAGUUCUGAAUUGUACACUGAGGCGGCAAAGUUGUACAUGUUAAUUCUCACUGUGCAUCUUUUUACGACAAUGAACAAUGCAGUCCAAUUUGCGUUGGUGGUUAUGAAAAUCGUAACCAUCAACAAGCAUUUUGUUCUGCAUGUAAAAAGUAGAAAAAAAAUUAAAUAGAAAUGAAACUGGCGGGAGAGUAAGAUGCUACCUCCUGUGACUUCCAACGCUUUUUUUUUUUUUUUUUUUUUUUUUGGUUCAUCUCGUUCCAUGUUGUUUUACCAGCAUAACUCUAAUGAUGUAUUUCCCUAUUUUUGAAACAUGAGACAAUUUGCCAGCCUACACGUUUGAUAUGUGUUCAUUUCAAGCUGGAUGUCACAAAAUGACACAGAGGCAAUUUUUGCUGCUAUGAAAGUGAAUUUUGUUUGAUUUUAUUUAUUCUGUAACUUAUU
Corythoichthys intestinalis (scribbled pipefish) is the source of this 10900-nucleotide messenger RNA. RefSeq names its product myocardin-related transcription factor A. Gene Ontology annotation, cellular component: nucleus. Gene Ontology annotation, biological process: positive regulation of transcription by RNA polymerase II; smooth muscle cell differentiation. The transcript has 16 exons. The record is from RefSeq and is a predicted model, not a curated record. The coding region runs from base 264 to 2639 and encodes 791 amino acids. Gene Ontology annotation, molecular function: transcription coactivator activity. Lineage: Eukaryota; Metazoa; Chordata; Actinopteri; Syngnathiformes; Syngnathidae.